Molecule: messenger RNA, 1987 nt
Organism: Carcharodon carcharias (great white shark)
Lineage: Eukaryota; Metazoa; Chordata; Chondrichthyes; Lamniformes; Lamnidae
Gene: pyroxd1
Product: pyridine nucleotide-disulphide oxidoreductase domain 1
Exons: 13
Coding region: 38-1546 (502 amino acids)
Molecular function (GO): flavin adenine dinucleotide binding; oxidoreductase activity
Source: RefSeq, a predicted model, not a curated record
UUCCGGGCGGCUGGUGGGAUGCCCAUGUUGCGCUGCUAUGGCGACGGGGCCAGACCCAGUUCGAGCCCGGUUCAUCGUGGUGGGAGGCGGAGUUGCAGGGGUGACCUGCACCGAGCAGCUUGCUGGCCAGUUUCCAGCAGAUGUGAUCCUUUUAAUUACAGCAUCACCAUUAAUUAAAGCAGUGAUGAACUUCAAACAGGUUUCCAAGACGUUGGAAGAAUUUGAGGUUGAAGAAAGGCCAUCUCACAUACUGGAAGAGCACUAUCCCAACAUUAAAGUGGUACAAUCUGCAGUUCAAGGACUGGAUGCAGCAAAAUAUAAACUUCACACAGAAGAAGGCAAAGAGUACAUUUACGAGAAACUGUGCAUAUGUACUGGAGCAAGGCCAAAACUGAUAGCCAAAGGCAAUCCGUUCGUAUUAGGAAUUCGGGAUACUGACAGUGCAAAGGAAUUUCAAAGUCGUUUAGCUAAAGCCAAAAGGAUUAUUGUUAUCGGCAAUGGAGGUAUAGCGCUGGAACUGGUCUAUGAAGUUGAAGGAUGUGAAGUGAUUUGGGCAAUAAAAGAUAAAGCUAUUGGAAAUACUUUCUUUGAUGCAGGAGCAGCUGAAUUUCUAAUUCCUCAGCUCAAGGCAGAUAAGCCUAAAGCUAUUUUCCCUUGUAAAAGGACAAAAUACACUACAGAAGGCUUAGAACAGGAAAAGAAAACUUUUGCUGAAGAUGGAGCGCAUGGUAGUGCAUUGGGACCGGACUGGCAUGAGGGCAUGAAAUUGAAAGGAACAAAACAAAUUUCCCACAGAGUCCAUGUUGAAUACCAGUGUGAGAUUGAUAAGAUUUACUUGCAAGAUGAGUUUGUAUCAUCACAGAAAACAUCACUGGCAUUCCCUGAAAAUGGAUCAGAAGAAAGAAAAAGAAAGGCAGAUGAAGAAUCUUGGCCUGUUUAUGUACAAUUGACAAAUGGAAAGAUCUUUGGCUCAGAUUUAAUAGUGAGUGCAACUGGAGUAAAACCAAACAUUGAACCAUUCAUCACAAGCAAUCCUUUUGACGUGGCAGAAGAUGGGGGCCUUAAAGUUGAUGAGCAGAUGCAUACUUCAAUCCCAGAUGUCUUUGCUGCAGGUGACGUCUCCACUGUAUCUUGGGAGCCUCGUGCUCUUUGGCAACAGAUGCGACUGUGGACCCAGGCUAGACAGAUGGGAUAUUAUGCAGCAAAGUGUAUAGCAGCAGAAAUGUUGGGGGAAUCGAUUGAAUUGGACUUCUGCUUUGAAUCAUUUGCUCAUGUCACCAAAUUCUUCAAUUAUAAGGUGGUAUUGCUAGGAAAGUACAACGGCCAGGGUCUGGGGACAGAUCAUGAGCUGUUACUGCGGUGCACCAGCGGCCAGGAGUAUGUGAAAACGGUGAUGCAGGAUGGAAGGAUGAAGGGAGCUGUGCUAAUUGGUGAAACCGACUUGGAAGAGACCUUUGAAAAUCUCAUUUUAAAUCAGAUGGAUCUUUCUGCAUAUGGAGAGGAUUUACUCGACCCAAAUAUUGAUAUUGAGGAUUAUUUUGAUUAAGAUGAACAAAUCUGUAACACAUUUGAAUUUUGUUAUGCAGGUUCUGUAAUUCUGUCCUGAUGAUCUAUAACCAGGUACCAUACACACACCUUAAACCAGCUUAUAUUUCAGCUCUUUCCUGGACUCGAACUCAAGUUCUGUCGAAGGGUCAUGAGGACUCGAAACGUCAACUCUUUUCUUCUCCGCCGAUGCUGCCAGACCUGCUGAGUUUUUCCAGACCAGCCGGUAGCAAACUUCAACCAAGCAUCACCCUCACCCAGAGCUACUUCCCAAGACACGGCCACAGCCUGCGAGCAAGAGAUUCUUAGUAUGUACAUGUUAUCUUUUGAAAGAUGCCACCCCUAGUGCAUUUAAUUGUCUCCAUCUGUUGGCAGGCCAUGUGGGUACAAUAUGUGUGGCAUGCUUUUGCAUUGUUUCCUUUAAAUAAAUCCCAUGAAUUAA